Molecule: messenger RNA, 735 nt
Organism: Malassezia japonica
Lineage: Eukaryota; Fungi; Basidiomycota; Malasseziomycetes; Malasseziales; Malasseziaceae
Exons: 2
Coding region: 1-735 (244 amino acids)
Molecular function (GO): beta-phosphoglucomutase activity; sugar-phosphatase activity
Source: RefSeq, a predicted model, not a curated record
AUGCUAAUCUCGCAGACGCUCAUCAGCUCCACCGCUGCCCUCAGCGCCGUGUGGGUCGAGUUCGCCAAGCAGUACAACAUGGACCUCGAUGACCUGCUCCAUAACUCGCACGGCAAGCGCACCGUCGAGAACCUCGAGGAGCGUCUCCCCCAGCUUUCCAAGGAGCAGGCUCUGGCCGAGGCGAUCCGCUUCGAGGAGCGCAUCAUUGAGAUCUCGGACGAGAACCGCUCCAAGUCGACCUCGACCCCCACCGCUGAGGACCCCCAGGGCAGCAUUGUCGGUCUCCCGGGCGUGAAGGACCUCCUGGCCCAGAUCAACGCGGGUGCCUCGCAGGAGCCCGGCAAGGCCGGCUGGUCGAUCGUGACCAGCGCUACGGGUGACUACGCCCGCCGCGCCUUCCUCUCGACCAAGGUUGCGGAUGCUCCCAAGGUCUUCAUCUCGUCGGACGACGUGUCCAAGGGCAAGCCCGACCCCCAGCCCUACCUCACCGGUGCCAAGGCCAGCGGCUUUGACAUCAAGGACGUGAUCGUUGUCGAAGACGCCCCUGCGGGCGUGCUGAGCGGCAAGCGCGCUGGCGCGCGUGUCCUCGGUCUCGAGACGACUCACGAUGGCAAGCGCAUGUGGGCCAACGGUGCCGACUGGGUCGUCAAGGACCUCCGCCAGGUCCAGGCCCACUGGAAGGACGGCAAGCUCUUCCUUACCAUCAACUCGGAGGAGAAGCCCGCCGACCUGUAA